AUGUCGGAGGUUGAUCUGCAGGAGAUUUAUAACACGGCACUUGAAGUGGCUAGCAGAGCUGGCCAGGUGAUCAAAGAAGCUUUCCUGAAAGAGAAACUGGUGGACACCAAGCAGAGCCAGGCAGACUUGGUCACGGAGACAGACAAAGCUGUGGAGAUACUGGUCCAUCAACUCAUCACAACCAAGUUUCCUAGCCAUAAGUUUAUUGGUGAGGAAACAACGUCAGCCACAGGUGAACAAUGCAAGCUUACCGAUGAUCCCACAUGGAUUAUUGAUCCUGUUGAUGGGACCACCAAUUUUGUUCACAGUAUUCCUGAAGUGGCGUUCUCACUUGGCGUGGCUGUGGGCAAGAAGGCUGUUGUGGGAGUGGUCUACAUUCCCAUGAAGGAAGAACUGUUUACAGCUCGGCUAGGUCAUGGAGCUUUCCUGAACGGGAACAAGUUACAGCCCAGCAACAUUCAAGAGCUGAAGAAGUCGGUUGUCAUCAUGGAAGCCGGUAGCUCCAGGGACAUAGCUGUGGUCAAUGACAAGAUGAAGAACAUGCAUACAGUGGUCACACAUUCUCACGGAAUCCGGUCAUAUGGAUCUGCAGCUUUGAAUCUUUCAUAUGUAGCUGCAGGACGUGGUGAUGCGUACGUGGAAUACGGUAUACACAUAUGGGAUUUCAUAGCUGGAGCACUAAUCGCCACAGAGGCUGGGGCUGUUGUCCAGGAUCCCACAGGAUCUGAACUGGAUUAUUUACAUCGUAGGAUACUCUGUGCCAGCACGCCAGAACUGGCCUCGGAGUUAUCCUCUGUUCUCACUCAUCUCGACAUGGGCUACGACUGA
Messenger RNA from Candidula unifasciata, 828 nucleotides. The record is from the annotation of a GenBank genome assembly. Lineage: Eukaryota; Metazoa; Mollusca; Gastropoda; Stylommatophora; Geomitridae.